This is a messenger RNA of Hippopotamus amphibius kiboko, 14425 nucleotides long. RefSeq names its product vacuolar protein sorting 13 homolog C (gene VPS13C). The record is from RefSeq and is a predicted model, not a curated record. NCBI's taxonomy places the organism in Eukaryota, Metazoa, Chordata, Mammalia, Artiodactyla, Hippopotamidae. The transcript is spliced from 80 exons. Gene Ontology annotation, biological process: mitochondrion organization; protein targeting to vacuole; protein retention in Golgi apparatus. Gene Ontology annotation, cellular component: extrinsic component of membrane. The coding region runs from base 27 to 10793 and encodes 3588 amino acids.
UCCCGCUCCCGCGCCCGGGCCCCGCCAUGGUGCUGGAGUCGGUGGUCGCGGACCUGCUGAACCGCUUCCUGGGGGACUAUGUGGAGAACCUGAACAAGUCCCAGCUGAAGCUGGGCAUCUGGGGCGGUAAUGUGGCUUUAGAUAAUCUACAGAUAAAAGAAAAUGCUCUGAGUGGAUUGGAUGUUCCUUUUAAAGUCAAGGCUGGCCAAAUUGAUAAAUUAACUUUGAAGAUCCCUUGGAAGAACCUUUAUGGAGAAGCUGUUGUUGCAACCCUAGAGGGAUUAUACCUGCUUGUUGUCCCUGGAGCAAGUAUUAGAUAUGAUGCUGAAAAGGAAGAAAAAUCCUUGCAAGAUAUUAAACAGAAAGAGUUAUCCAGAAUUGAAGAAGCCCUUCAAAAAGCAGCAGAGAAAGAUAAACCAAAAGAAGCCAAAAAGGAUACAUUUUUGGAAAAAUUGGCAACUCAAGUAAUUAAAAAUGUACAAGUAAAAAUCACAGACAUUCACAUUAAAUAUGAAGAUGAUGUCACAGAUCCAAAGCGGCCGCUUUCAUUUGGUGUCACACUGGGAGAACUUAGUCUAUUGACUGCAAAUGAACACUGGGCUCCAUGCAUAUUAAAUGAAGCAGAAAAAAUUAUAUACAAGCUUAUACGACUUGAUAGUCUCAGCGCCUACUGGAAUGUUAACUGCAGCAUGUCUUACCAGGGAUCGAGGGAACAGAUCUUGGAUCAGCUGAAAAGUGAAAUUCUUACAAGUAGCAAUAUACCCCCAAACCAUCAAUACAUUUUCCAGCCAAUAUCAGCCUCUGCAAAACUCUACAUGAAUCCUUAUGCAGAAGCAGAGCUCAAAACACCUAAACUUGAUUGGAAUAUAGAAGUACAAAAUAUUGCCAUUGAACUGACCAAACCUCAGUACUUAAGUAUGAUUGACCUUUUGGAGUCAGUGGAUUAUAUGUUUAGAAAUGCUCCUUACAGGAAAUAUAAGCCUUAUUUACCGCUUCAUACCAAUGGUCGACAAUGGUGGAAAUAUGCAAUUGAUUCUGUUCUUGAAGUUCAUAUAAGAAGGUAUACACGGAUGUGGUCAUGGAGUAACAUAAAAAAACACAGGCAAUUGCUCAAGAGUUAUAAAAGUGCCUACAAAAAUAAGCUAACCCAGACUAAAGUCCCAGAAGAAAUGCAGAAACAAAUUCAGGAUCUGGAGAAGACUCUAGAUGUUUUUAACAUAAUUUUAGCAAGGCAACAAGCACAAGUUGAGGUCAUUCGAUCUGGGCAAAAAUUAAGGAAAAAGUGUGGUGACACAGGCGAGAAACGUGGAGGCUGGUUUAGUGGGUUUUGGGGUAAGAAGGAAUCUAAGAAAAAAGAUGAAGAAUCUUUGAUUCCUGAAACUAUUGAUGACCUUAUGACACCAGAGGAAAAAGAUAAGCUCUUCACGGCUAUUGGUUAUAGUGAGAGCACCCACAACCUAACUUUACCCAAGCAGUAUGUUGCAUAUAUAGUGGCACUGAGGUUAGUAAGCACCUCUGUUACAAUAAGAGAAAACAGAAAUGUUCCAGAAAUACUGAAAAUUCAGGUAAUUGGCCUUGGCACCCAAGUAUCGCAGCGUCCAGGAGCACAGGCACUUAAGGUGGAAGCAAAAUUAGAACACUGGUAUAUAACAGGCCUGAGACAGCAAGAUAUUAUACCAUCACUUGUGGCUUCAAUUGGUGAUACUGCAUCAUCCUUGCUUAAAAUUGAAUUUGAAACCAAUCCAGAGAAUAGUACUGCUGACCAGACUCUGGUUGUUCAGUCUCAGCCUGUGGAGGUCAUCUACGAUGCUAAAACCAUCAAUGCAGUGGUUGAAUUCUUUCAGUCAAACAGAGGAUUAGAUCUUGAGCAAAUAACAUCAGCUACAUUGAUGAAGCUGGAAGAAAUUAAAGAGAAAACAGCUACAGGACUUACACAUAUUAUUGAAACCCGGAAAGUCCUUGAUUUAAGAAUAAAUCUGAAACCUUCUUACCUAAUAGUUCCACAGACAGGUUUCCACCAUGAAAAGUCAGAUCUUCUCAUCUUAGAUUUUGGUACAUUUCGGCUUAACAGUAAAGAUCAAGGUUUGCAGAAGACUAGUAGUUCAUCUCUGGAAGAAAUAAUGGAUAAGGCAUAUGACAAGUUUGAUGUUGAAAUAAAAAGUGUGCAACUACUCUUUGCAAGAGCAGAUGAAAACUGGAAAAAGUGUCGAUUUCAACAUCCAUCAACUAUGCAUAUAUUGCAACCCAUGGAUAUUCAUGUUGAGUUGGCCAAGGCAAUGGUGGAAAAAGACAUUAGGAUGGCCAGAUUUAAAGUAUCCGGAGGGCUUCCUCUGAUGCACGUGAAAAUUUCUGACCAGAAGAUGAAAGAUGUGCUAUCUUUGAUUAACAGUAUACCCUUGCCACAGAAAUCAUCUGCACAGUCUCCGGAGAGACAGGUAUCCUCAAUUCCUAUUAUACCAGCUAGGACAAAAGACCUACUUGGUACACCACUGUUGCUAGAUGGAGUGGAGUCAGAAUCUGAAGAUGAGUAUUUUGAUGCUGAGGAUGGAGACACACAGACUGUGUGUAAAAGUAUGAAAGGGUCAGACAUAAAAAAAGUUGCUGAGGCCCCAAAUGAGGAGCUCAUUAAUCUUCUACUGAAGUUUGAAGUUAAAGAGGUGAUUUUGGAAUUUACCAAACAACAGAAGGAAGAAGAUACAAUUCUAGUGUUUAAUGUUACUCAGUUAGGAACAGAGGCUACAAUGAGAACAUUUGAUUUAACUGUGGUUUCUUAUUUAAAGAAAAUCAGCCUGGAUUAUCAUGAAAUUCAAGGAUCCAAAAAGAAGCCCCUUCACUUGAUUAGCUCUUCUGAUAAACCUGGAUUAGAUCUUUUAAAAGUGGAAUGCAUUAAGGCUGAUAAGAAUGGACCCAGUUUUCAAACUACUUUUGAAAGAACUGAACAAACACUUAAGGUGGCUUUUUCAUCGUUAAACCUGUUGCUGCAUACACAAGCUCUUCUCUCUUCUAUUAAUUACCUGACAACCAUUAUCCCGUCAGAUGGCCAAAAUAUGGGUGAUACCAAGGAAGUACAAGUUUCUGCUGAAAAGCAACAAAAAAAUUCAGCUCUGCAGAAAGUGAUUGUAUCUUCUAAAGACAGUGACAUUAUUCACUUCAGGCUGUUUGCCAAGUUGAAUGCUUUCUGUGUUGUUGUUUGCGAUGAGAAGAACAAUAUUGCUGAAAUCAAGAUUCAAGGACUUGAUUCUUCCCUUUCUCUUCAGUCAAGAAAACAAUCACUAUUUGCCAGAUUGGAAAAUAUUAUUGUCACAGAUGUUGAUCCUAAGACAGUUCAUAAAAAAGCUGUGUCAAUAAUGGGAAAUGAAGUCUUUCAUUUUAACUUGGAUUUGUAUCCGGAUGCUACUGAGGGGGAUUCCUAUACUGACAUGUCCAAAGUGGAUGGUGUGGUAUCACUGAACGUUGGCUGUAUUCAGAUUGUCUAUCUCCAUAAAUUCCUCAUGUCACUUCUGAACUUCCUGAACAAUUUCCAGACAGCCAAAGAGGCUCUGAGUGCUGCCACUGCUCAGGCUGCAGAAAAGGCUGCCACAAGUGUGAAAGAUUUUGCCCAGAGAAGCUUUCGUGUUUCUAUCAAUAUUGAUUUGAAAGCACCAGUUAUAGUCAUCCCACAGUCUUCCAUUUCCACCAAUGCAGUAGUGGUAGAUCUUGGGUUAAUCAGAGUUCAGAACCAGUUCAGUCUGGUAUCUGGUGAAGACUACUCAGAUCCUCCAGUAAUUGAUAGAAUGGAUGUGCAGCUAACAAAGCUUAAGCUUUCUAGGACAGUGAUCCAGCCAGGUAUCUCCCAUCCUGAUAUUCAGCUGUUGAAACCAAUUAACUUGGAGUUUUCUGUAAAUCGAAAUCUAGCUGCAUCUUGGUACCACAAGGUGCCUGUUGUGGAAAUUAAUGGGCAUCUUGAGUCAAUGAAUGUUAAACUAAAUCAAGAAGAUCUUAAUCUUUUAUUUAGAAUACUAGCAGAAAAUCUCGGUGAGGCUACUGAAGACUUGAAUAAAGUGAAACCAAGAAUGCAAGAGACAGGUGAAAUUAAAGAGCCACUUGAAAUCUCUACAUUAAAACAAGAUGUGCAUGUUUCACAAGAUAGUUUAACAGCUGGCGCGGAAGAAAUUAGAUCUGUAGACAUCAUUAACAUGCUGCUGAAAUUUGAAAUCAAAGAGGUUGUGAUUACUUUGAUGGAAAAAGCAGAAAAGAAAGGAAGGCCUUUACAUGAACUAAAUGUCCUGCAGCUUGGACUGGAAGCUAGAGUUAAAGCCUAUGACCUGAUUGCUGAAGCUUAUCUAAAAAAAAUUAGUAUGCGGUGCUUUGAGUUCAUAGACUCUAAAGGAGAACCUCUUCACAUUGUUAACUCUUCUAAUGUAACAGAUGAACCCCUUCUGAAAAUGUUAUUGAAAAAGGCAGACAGUGAUGGACCAGAAUUUAAAACCAUUCAUGAGAAUACCAAACAAAGACUUCAGGUUUCAUUUUCAUCCUUAGACUUAGUUCUUCAUUUGGAAGCUUUACUGUCCUUCAUGGAUUUUUUAUCAUCUGCUGUUCCAUCCUCUGAAUCUUCUAAGAAGGAAUCGGAGCUGAAACCACUUAUGGGGGAGUCCAGAAGCAUCAUUGCCAAAACUGUAUCCAGCAGCGCUUCUCAAGACGAUGUGUUUGGUUUAAAGGUCGAAGCUGAAUUAAAUGCAUUUAAUGUCUUUGUCUGUGAUCAGAAGUGUAACAUUGCAAAUAUUAGAAUACAUGGAAUGGAUGCCUCUGUUUCUGUGAGGCCAAAGCAGACCGACAUGUUUGCCAGACUUAAGAAUAUCAUAGUUAGGGAUGCUGAUGUGACUUCCAUUCACAAAAAGGCUGUCUCUAUUUUGGGAGAUGAAGUCUUUAGGUUCCAAAUGACUCUUUAUCCAGACGCCACAGAAGGAAAGGCCUAUGCUGAUAUGUCUAAAGUAGAUGGCAAACUUAGUCUCAAAGUGGGUUGUAUUCAAGUUGUUUAUGUUCAUAAAUUCUUCAUGUCUCUUUUGAACUUCCUCAACAAUUUUCAAACUGCCAAAGAAGCUUUGAGCACAGCUACAGUCCAGGCUGCAGAAAGAGCUGCUUCUGGCAUGAAAGACUUGGCUGAAAAGAGCUUCCGCCUUUUGAUGGAUAUCAAUUUGAAAGCACCAGUUAUUAUCAUUCCUCAGUCUUCACUAUCACCUAAUGCUGUUAUAGCAGAUCUGGGUUUAAUCAAAGUUGAAAACCAAUUUAAUGUAGUUUCUGUGGAACAAUAUUCUCUUCCCCCAGUCAUCGAUAAAAUGAACAUCCAACUCACUCAGCUGAAGCUGUCCAGAACAAUUUUGCAGGCUGACUUACCGCAACAGGACAUUGAAAUUUUAAAACCAGUCAACAUGCUUUUAUCUGUGCAGCGAAAUUUAGCAGCAUCAUGGUAUGUGCAAAUUCCAGGGAUGGAGAUAAAAGGAAAACUAAAACCUAUGCAGGUUGCUCUCAGUAAAGAUGACUUAACAAUUUUAAUGAAAAUUUUGCUAGAGAAUCUUGGAGAAGCUUCUUCAGAGCCAAGCCCUCCACAGUCUGCCCAGGAGGCUGUAAGAGUAAGAAAAGACAUUUUCAGUAGACCUGACCACCUCAAAGAACAAGAAGAUGUGACAGGCUCAAAGCUUUCUUUGGACCAGAAUGUCACUCUCCGGUUUGACUUUCACUUUGAAUCUCUUUCUAUUGUACUUUAUAACAGUGACCCCAGCCAGGAAUCCAAACUUUCAUUACAUAAUGACAGUUUCCAACUUGGUGAACUCAGACUACAUCUUAUGGCCUCUUCAGGGAAGAUGUUUAAGGAUGGCUCAAUGGAUGUCAAUAUCAAACUUAAGACAUGCACCCUUGAUGAUCUCAGAGAAGGAAUUGAGAGAGCAACAUCAAGAAUGAUUGAUAAGAAGAAUGGCCAAGAUAACAAUAGGUCUAUGAUUGACAUAAGUUACAAACAAGAUAAAAAUGCAAGUCAUAUUGAUGCUGUUCUUGACAAGCUGUAUGUAUGUGCCAGUGUGGAAUUUUUGAUGACUGUGGCAGAUUUCUUUAUCAAAGCUGUACCUCAGAGUCCAGAAAAUAUGGCUAAAGAAUCACAGAUUCAACUGCGACAGACUGCCUUAGCCAAAAUCAAGAUGGAGAAAGAUGACUCUGUAAGACCAAAUAUGACUUUAAACGCCAAGAUCACAGACCCAGAAGUGGUGUUUGUUGCCAACCUGACAAAGGCUGAUGCUCCUGCUCUCACAGCCUCAUUCCAGUGUAACCUCUCUCUGUCAACAUCCAAACUUGAGCAGAUAAUGAAAGCUUCUGUGGGAGAUCUUAAAGUGCUUGCUUGCCCUUUUCUCAGAGAAAAGAGAGGAGAAAACAUUACCACAGUCUUACAGCCCUGUUCUCUAUUUAUGAAAAAAUGUACACUAGCUUCAGGAAAAGAAGAUAUAAAUAUUGAAGUCAAAGAAUUUAUAAUUAAGAUUUCACCCAUAAUUCUUAAUACUGUGCUGACAAUAAUGGCUGCUCUGUCUCCGAAGACAAAAGAAGAUGAAUCCAAAGAUACAUCUAAGGAAACGGAAGAUCUUUGGGCUAUCAAAUCUAUUAGUGAUUGUAACACUUGGUUUCUUGGUGUUGACAUGGCCACAGAAAUAACAGAAAAUUUCAGAGGCACUGAAAAUCCAUUGAUAGAGGAAAAUUGUGCUAUUGUUGUCCAGUCAGUUCAAGUUACCUUAGAAUGUGGCCUUGGGCAUCGAACUGUACCUUUAUUACUGGCAGAGUCUAAGUUUUCAGGAAGUAUUAAAAAUUGGAGUUCCCUAAUGGCUGCUUCUGCGGACAUGACACUAGAGGUUCAUUAUUACAAUGAGACCCAUGCUGUUUGGGAGCCACUGAUUGAGAAAGUGGAGGGGAAGAGACCGUGGAAUUUGAGGCUUGCUGUAAAGAAGAAUCCAGUCCAGGAUAAAAGUUUGAUGCCAGGAGAUUAUUUUAUUCUACUUCCUGAGCCACAAACAGAAGUUGAUAUUUCUUCAUGCGAUACAAUGAAUAUAACAAUAUCCAAAAGCUGUCUUAAUGUUUUCAACAAUUUGGCCAAAGGUUUUUCAGAGGGGACAGCUUCUACUUUUGACUACUCUUUGAAAGACAGGGCUCCUUUUACAGUAACAAAUUCUGUAGGUAUUCCCAUUAAGGUGCAGCCCAAUCAUAAUCUCAGAGUGAUGGGCUCACUUGAGAAAAGAGAUGCGUGUGAUGUUGAUGCCGGUCAGAGUUUGGAGUUGGAAUAUGCCAGCAUGGAACCCUCACAUCAAGGGAAACUGUCUAUACUGAGCCGUCAGGAGAGCUCCCUCUUCUCUCUGACCUUCGCACCUCAUGGAUAUACAGAAGUUGCGAAAGUCCCUGUUUCCAGACCUGGACGGCGAUUAUAUAACGUAUGGAAUCCCAAUGCCAGUCAUUUUGACUCACUCGUGGUACAAAUUGAUGCAACUGAAGGGAAUAAAGUAAUUACCCUUCGUUCUCCUCUGCAGAUUAAAAACCAUUUCUCUAUUGCUUUCUUCAUCUAUAAAUGUGUUAAGAAUGUGAAGCUACUGGAGUGCAUUGGAGUGGCCAGACCUGAAGAGGAGUUCCAUGUUCCCUUAGAUUCGUAUAGAUGUCAGUUGUUCAUUAAGCCAGCUGGUAUCUUAGAGAAUCAGUACAAAGAAUCCACCACUUAUAUUUCCUGGAAGGAAGAACUUCAUCGGAGCAUGGAAGUCAGAUGCAUGCUGCAGUGUCCGUCAACAGAGGCCAACUUCUUACCUCUCAUAGUCAGUACAGUUGCUGUGCCUGAUGAAUUAAGCUAUAUAUGUGCACAUGGGGAAGACUGGGAUCCAGCCUACAUCAUUCAUCUUUACCCUACUGUCACUUUGCGGAAUUUUCUACCAUAUUCUCUAAGAUAUUUACUUGAGGGAACAGCAGAAACUCAUGAGCUAGCAGAAGGCAGUGCUGCCAAUAUUCUACAUUCGAGAAUCAGUGGAGAAAUAAUGGAAUUAGUUCUGGUGAAAUAUCAGGGCAAAAACUGGAAUGGACAUUUCCGUAUAUGUGAUACACUUCCCGAAUUCUUUCUUGUGUGUUUUUCUUCUGACUCCACAGAGGCAUUGACAGUUGACCUGUCAAUACAUGUCGAGCGAAUUGGCAGCCAGAUGGAGCUAUCCAUCUUUAGUCCCUAUUGGCUAAUCAACAAGACUUCUCGGGUUCUCCAGUAUCGUUCAGAAGAUAUUCAUGUGAAACAUCCGGCUGAUUUUAGGGAAAUCAUUUUAUUCUCUUUCAAGAAGAAGAACAUUUUUAGUAAAAAUAAGGUGCAAUUAAAAAUUUCCACUAGUUCGUGGUCCAGUGGUUUUUCAUUGGAUACAGUGGGAAGUUAUGGGUGUGUCAAGUGUCCUGCCAACAAUAUGGAAUACCUGGUUGGUGUUAGCAUCAAAAUGAGCAGUUUUAAUCUUACACGAAUAGUUACUUUAACGCCCUUUUAUACCAUUGAAAACAAGUCAUCAUUAGAACUAGAAGUUGGUGAAAUUGCAUCUGAUGGCUCAAUGCCAACUAAUAAAUGGAACUAUGUUGCUUCUUCAGAGUACCUUCCAUUUUGGCCUGAAAAACUUGCAGGCAAACUUUGUGUGAGAGUGGUGGGCUGUGAAGGAUCCUCCAGGCCAUUCUUUUAUAACCAGCGGGAUAAUGGCACUUUAUUGAGCUUAGAAGAUCUGAAUGGGGGUAUCUUGGUGGAUGUAGAUACUGCUCCACAUUCAACUGUCGUAAGGUUUUCUGAUUACCACGAGGGAUCUGCACCUGCCCUAAUAGUAAACCACACACCAUGGGACGUCCUCACAUAUAAACAAAGUGGGUCACAGGAAGAACUGGUAUUGCUGCCAAGACAAGUUCGACUCUUCGCCUGGGCAGAUCCCACUGGUACCAGAAAACUUACAUGGAGUUAUGCAGCAAAUGUUGGGGAACAUGAUCUGUUAAAGGAUGAAUGUGGACAAUUUCCAUAUGAUGCAAACAUCCAGAUACACUGGGUAUCAUUUCUAGAUGGGCGCCAGAGAGUUUUGCUUUUCACCGAUGAUGUUGCCUUGGUUUCCAAAGCACUGCAGGCAGAAGAAAUGGAGCAGGCCAAUCAUGAAAUAACUUUUUCUCUCCAUAGUCUUGGGCUUUCACUGGUUAACAAUGAAAACAAGCAAGAAGUUUCAUAUAUUGGUAUAACCAGUUCUGGUGUUGUUUGGGAGAUGAAACCAAAACGGAAAUGGAAGCCAUUUAGUCAAAAGCAGAUAAUUUUAUUGGAAAAGUCCUAUAAGAAAUAUCUAGAAUCAAGAGACCUUGGCUGGAUUAAACUAGAUGAUAAUUUUGAGGUAAAUUUUGGCAAAGACCCAAUGGAAAUUCGCCUUCCUUUUCGGUGCCCUAUAAAACGAGAUUUUUUAUCAGGAAUUCAGGUUGAAUUUAAGCAGUCUCCUCACCAAAGAAGUUUAAGGGCCAGAUUGUAUUGGCUUCAGGUUGAUAGUCAAUUACCAGGUACAGUGUUCCCUGUUGUAUUUCAUCCUGUGGCUCCUCCAAAAUCUGUUGCUUUGGAUUCAGAGCCCAAACCUUUCAUUGAUGUGAGUGUCAUCACAAGAUUUAAUGAGUACAGUAAAGUCUUACAGUUCAAGUAUUUUAUGGUUCUCAUUCAGGAAAUGGCCUUAAAAGUUGAUCAGGGGUUUCUAGGAGCUAUUACUGCACUGUUUACCCCAACAGCUCACCCUGAAGUCGAAAGAAAAUGGACAGAAUUAAUCCAGGAAGAAUCUGAUGCUAUAAACACAGAAUUAGUGGAGACCUCAGUGACCGACACAUCCAUUCUUAGUUUCUUUGAACAUUUCCAUAUUUCUCCUAUUAAGUUGCACUUGAGUUUGUCUUUGGGUUCUGGUGAUGAAGAGUCAAACCAAGGAAAACAGGAAAUGAUUCCAAUUCAUUCUGUCAAUCUGCUGUUGAAAAGCAUAGGUGCUACUCUGACUGAUGUGGAUGACCUUAUAUUCAAACUUGCUUAUUAUGAAAUUCGGUAUCAGUUUUACAACAGAGAUCAGCUCAUGUGGAGUGUUGUUAGACAUUACAGUGAACAGUUCUUGAAACAGAUGUAUGUCCUUGUAUUGGGCUUAGAUGUGCUUGGAAACCCAUUUGGAUUAAUUAGAGGUCUGUCCGAAGGAUUUGAAGCUUUAUUCUAUGAACCCUUCCAGGGUGCUGUUCAAGGCCCUGAAGAGUUUGCUGAGGGGUUAGUAAUUGGAGUAAGAAGUCUCUUUGGACACACAGUAGGUGGCGCAGCAGGAGUUGUAUCUCGAAUCACUGGUUCUGUUGGAAAAGGUUUGGCAGCAAUUACAAUGGACAAAGAGUAUCAGCAAAAAAGAAGAGAAGAGAUGGGCCGGCAGCCUAAAGAUUUUGGUGACAGCCUGGCCAGAGGCGGAAAGGGCUUCUUACGUGGAGUCGUCGGUGGAGUGACUGGGAUAAUUACAAAGCCGGUGGAAGGUGCCAGAAAGGAGGGAGCUGCUGGAUUCUUUAAAGGAAUUGGGAAAGGGCUCGUGGGUGCUGUGGCUCGCCCCACCGGCGGAAUCGUAGAUAUGGCCAGCAGCACCUUCCAGGGAAUCCAGAGGGUGGCGGAAUCAGCCGAGGAAGUGGCCAGGCUCCGCACCCCUCGCCUGAUCCGUGAGGACGGCAUCAUCCGCCCGUAUGACAGACAGGAAUCCGAGGGCUAUGAUUUGUUUGAGGAUCAAAGCUUUUUAGUGCAGAAAGGAUAAUGUUAAGGAAGUCGGAAGCUUUAUUGCUAUUUGUAUGGUAGCUCCUUUAGUUUACGUUGUUAACUUCAGUCUCCUGCUUUGUAGCUAAUUAUUGGAAUUUCACUGCUUCCUUUUCUCCCAACCAUAUUAAUGUAUUUGGACUGUAUUGUAAAUCUAGAUUUAUUUAGCGAAACAGAAGCUGGAGGAGAGAAAAAAAGAUUAUGUACAAUUAUAAUCUUGUUAAACCUUAAAAACUUUUUUAAGGAUUUUUUUGGGGGCUUUUAUUUUAGCUUUAACUUUACUGUAUUUAAAUAAUAUACACAUAUGUAAAAUGCUAUUUUCCCAUGACUAGCUUUCCUCCAAAAUAAAAAUAUUAAUAUUUUCCUUCUUUGACUUUAAAAUAAAAUGACUCUUCAUUGUUCUUAGCCUUUGGUUUUUGUAGUAUGUAAUUACAUUUUAUCUUUCUGCAUGCUUCUAACUUUAUUUUCUUUCUUUUUCUGCCUACACAGCAAGAACUGGAAAUACAGGAGUAAAUGUUUUCUAUACUACUACUUGAUUUCAUCCUUAAAAAUCAAAACAAACUGUGGUAUUACUUGACUGUCCUGAUUUAUUUAGAGUGAGAGUCCCUUUUAAUGAAGUUUUCUUUACAUUUCUCACCUCUAUCUGAACUUUUUAGUAGUGGCUUGACUACAGUUAAAAAUUGUGAUAUUCCUGGUAAUACUGUACAGGAAUAAGAGGUCGAUAUAAAAAGUGAAAGGAUGCGAGAAAUCAACUCUCUUUUACAUUUAGUUUGAGGAACACUUUAUUGAACUCACAAGUGGAUACUUUUACUCGCAUUUUGAGCAUUUUAUCUUUUCUUACGGUAUUCAUGCGCAUUUCUGGUAAAGUUGGAAAAAAAAAAAGAGCAAUUCUUAUGUCCAGUCUAUUAUGUGUUCUUUAUGUGUGUGAGUCCUGCUGAUAGAAUUACAUAACUAUGUUUUACAGAUCACCCUAAAUUUACUCAAUUUACAGAACUAUUGCCUGGGGCAUAUGUUUUAAGAAAUGAAGUAUCAGUUGCUCUGGGUCUGUCCCUAGACCUCAAAUAAGAGUUGGCACAUGAAUUUUGAGAAUAUGUUCCUUUAAUCUCUUUCUCUUCUUUCACUCCUUGGUACUCUUGCUAGAUAAAUGGCAGUCGUUUUCUAAUUAUGUUGUAUACAUUCUUAGCCUUUAGCAUUUAUACUUUUUAAAAAUUGUCUCCUUAUUGGUUAUGCUUAUUUCACAAUUAUUAGUUUUAGUUAAUGUAAAUAGAAGUUGAACGUGUAAUUAAGCAGAUUGCUUAUGUGGCUUUUGAAUUUAUAGAUGUCUUUAUUUUCAAAAACCAACACCUUUUGCUUUUAAAUCCUGCGAGAGGAUUCAUUAUCCUAAUGAAAACAAAAAAAAUUAUAAACCAUCAUUUUAAAAUUAGUGGCCCCAUAGUUAAUUUUCAGUAUAACAUGUUUUGAUUUCUCUUUUUUACAAAUAAUAGAAAUGUUUGAUUUAGCAGUGUUUUAUCUAGCAACUUUCAUGCUUCCUCCCAAAAUUGAAAACAAAGUACAGACUUAGAUUUAAUAUGUUGUACAUUUAACAAGAAUGAAGCCGUUAACAUACAACUGCUCAGUUGGAUUAUGUAAUUUUUAAACUAUAGUUAUCCAAAGAAUAAAUUGAAUGCUUCAUUUUUGAAACAAGCACUUUAAAGAAGAAAGAAUAACAUCCAAAGACUAGCCUAAAACUGUAGCUGACAAACUUUUCUUGUGCCUGGAUAAUUGAGGGUUGGCAGAAAUGUUGCCCCAUGUACAGUGUCUGAGAAUCACACGCAAUAUCUAAUUCAGGAUUCUGUCUUCAAUCAUCACUCAUAAUUAUUCUUCCUUCUUAGGUACAAGUAAUGGUUUUUAAUUUUCCUGGAUAUAUUACAGUUUUAAUGAGGAUUCUGGGAAAUCUUAUAACUUCUUAAAAAAUUUUUCUUUAUUGUUUACUUUUUGAUUGUUUAGCUCUUUCUGUUAUUCUUUUCCUCAUGAUUUCCCUUUUUACAACUGCAUGUCAGUAAACACAAAACUUUAAGAAGCUUUAUUAUUUUAGCUAAAUGUAGUCAUCUUGUCUGAUUUAGUAAUUUUUGUUAAGAUAUAAGAACUGGAAGAAAUAGAAUGAUCAUGCAUUGAGAGAACUUGGUAAUUUUCUUCCAUGGGUAGUAAAGGUAGGCAUGGACAAUUAAGAAAUUUAGGCUGUUUCAUCCCUUGCCCAUCUUGCUAUAAUCAGUUAGUUGGGUACAAAGUAUUUGAUUAUCUAGACUGUGCUGAAUAUACAAAAGAAAUGAGACUUCUGUCCUUAAGGGACCAAGUAUAACAAAAUGUGUAAAUAUUAAAGAGCAUUAGAGGGUAAAUUAUGUCCUCGUAGUACUUACUGUAAUAUGGGUACAUUCUAAAUAAUUGAUUUGGGAAUGUUUUGAUUUACCCCAUUUUCUUUUUCUCCUGAGCAUUGCUCUGUAUUCUUUAAUUUAAUACCGAGCUUUGAAAGUUGCUGAAUUAUAUACUGUGUUUUCAUAGGAUAUACUCUUAUACUUAUCCUCUGUUCUCCUAGAAUAAUUAGCAUUUACACACACAUAGAUAUAUUUACACACAGACAUAUGUGAUAUUUAUAUAUACAUUGCCAGUUUUUAUUUAAUGUUCAUCUUGAUUCACAGUUAUGAUUGUAUAAUAUUAAAAAUGGUGUUCUUGCUUUUUCAUUUUUAUAUUUUUCCAUGUUCUUAGAAAUGCUUUAUUCUUAAUUCUUGCAUUACCAUCUGUUGAGGUAACUUUACCUCAUAUAUUUGACCGUUCCCAAUUCUUGACAUUGAAGUUGUUUGUUACUUUACUAACAGUAAUAAUGCUGUGGUAAACAUCAUUAUACAUCUUUGUUUUCAUAUCUUGUAUUAUUUCCUUAGAAUUUACUUGAAAAAAUUGAAUGCUUUUGCUAAAUAUUGUAAAUUCUUCAAGUUGUAUCUUGGGGAGGAAGAGUGAGUAUUUUGUAAACUAAUCUGUCACAGAGACUGAAUCUCAGAGUGUAUUGGGUUUUAGAAGUUCUGAAAACCAGGUAUCUAUAAUGUGUUAUGGUGAUAAAAUAUACUUUAAAAGCUUCAGUUUUCUUUAACUGCAACGCUUGAUAACUAAUGAAAAUGUAUACGAGAUGGAAAGUGGAUAGUAUUUCUCGUACAUUUCAUCUCAAAUCUAAAUAUUUUAACAUUUAAAUUUCAAAGCUGAAAAUAAAUGUACUAAAUUCUUAUAUUCAUUUCCCAUAUUCUCUUUAAAGGAAUUAAGGUAUAAAUGUUAAAAGAUUUUAGCUAAUUCACACAGGGAAGAUGUGAAACAAGUGACUAUUAUAAACUCCACUUUUCUCUGAGACUCCUUUUGAGGUUGAGACCCCGUUCUUUGGGGAUUCAUCUUCCUUGUUCAUGGCUUUUUGUAAUUGUCAAGGAAUGAUUAGGAACCAAGGAUCUUUAAAAAAAAAUGUGUAUUUUAGUAUUGAAAUAAUAACAAGUAUGCUUUCUCUGCCUGUGAUUAUUAUUGAUUAUAUUAUCCUUUUGAUAAUAUUGAUGCUGUAUUCUUGGUUAUAAAAUUAAUAUUUUAUUUAUUAGGUAUGUUUAUUUUUUAUAUUUUAUAUAU